Metarhizium robertsii ARSEF 23 is the source of this 2154-nucleotide messenger RNA. RefSeq names its product ubiquitin family protein. The coding region runs from base 1 to 2154 and encodes 717 amino acids. The record is from RefSeq and is a predicted model, not a curated record. Lineage: Eukaryota; Fungi; Ascomycota; Sordariomycetes; Hypocreales; Clavicipitaceae. Gene Ontology annotation, biological process: endoplasmic reticulum unfolded protein response. The transcript has 2 exons.
AUGGCGUCUGGACCAUUGGACUCGCAGCCCGCCGAAGCCGCCGGCGCCGGAACUCCUGGGGAGCUUGUUGUCAACCUCCAGAUUCUGUCCCCGUCCGUGGGCGUUAAUCGCCCGCUUCUGUUUCCCGACCUGCCGGCUGUGACAACAAUCAAGCAGCUUAAAGACAGAAUUCGCCAAGCGCUUCCUCUGCGACCAGCCGAUGAAAACCAGCGCCUGAUCCACCGAGGGAGAGCUCUGUUGCGCGAGUCGGACAACUUGCUAGACGUCUUUGGCGCCGAUGCUCUUCGAAUCCCCGAACGGCAAACCAUUCACCUCGUCGUGCGGGAACUCACCGAUAGCCAUUCGUCGAGUCCUGCGCCUACAACCGCCCGAGGUCCGAGUCCUGCGUCCACCGCUCACACUCCAGCUCCAACGGCGCAGCAUGCUGCUCAGAUUUAUUUCGGACCGCCACCCCCCCCUGGGCUUGCCAGGAGGACGCAUUCCCAGCCUGCUACGCCCGGAGGCCACAAUGCCCGGAUACCUUCCCCUGCCUUGGCCCAACAACAACAGCAACAGCAACCUCCUCACCCCAACGCCGAUCCCGCCGCUGUUUUCCAACAACACCACCAAAACAUGAACAACUGGCUCAGCCACAUGCAACGAGACGGCGCUGCGACCAGGGCUAUAGUCCAGCAGCACCAACUAGGAAGGGCUCACAUGGGGAUGCGAGGCAUUGGAGAUUCGGCUGGAGCCCCCAGCCAUUCUGGGGCCAACUCGGUAGCUCCCAAUAGUGGCCGGGCUAGUCCGGCAGCAACUCAAACCGUCUACCGUGAGACCGUUGGGCCUAAUGGGCAUAGCUACCACCUUGAAACGGUCAUCCGGUCUGGAACACCAGGCCAACAAAACGGGCUUUCCUUCGCCGAUGUUCAAAAUAUCCUGCGAGGGGCAGACGCCAACCAAGCUACGGCUACAAUAACAAAUGCCAUGCAGAGAAGUGCCUCCGGAGCCUCCAUACACGGCAGGCCGUUGAACCAGCCUGGCAUCACCACCCCUAUACUUGGUCCCCGUGCCUCAACCACUGGCAGCGGACGUGCCACACCUGAUUCGAGCACAAGAUUUGGCUUGGGAGCCGGCCACUUCGCAGUUUCUACGGGAGCCCAGGGCGGCCCGUCGUGCCAUGGUGCGGAUCUCUAUAUGAUUUCGUCGCCCCAAGGGCCUCGUGCCCUCUUGAUGAGAAACCAUACUGCCGAGAUGUACUACACUCCUAGUCGGACGGUAUUCCAGAACAGCAUGCCUCCCUUCCGGGUUCCGGCUGGCUACGCCAACCCCGUCUAUCCUGCCAUACAACAUCAGACACCUCAGAGUAACUACCAGCAACACCCACCGCAACAACAACAGCAGGGGCCAGAACAGCAACACCGGGGCGACCAGGCCCACGCUCCGCCGGCCGGACAGGGCGCCAUGCACCCAGCAAACCCUCCAGCCGCAGGUCUGCCGCCCCUCUUGUUGCAGGCCUGGCCCCAUAUAUGGCUAGUUUUCCGCUUAGCCCUGUUUGUUUGGCUUUUCACGUCUCCAAACUCCAGCUGGUCGAGGUGGUUUACGGUUAUAUGCCUUGCCAUUCUCGUGUUUCUCCUAAGCACAGGAAUUUUAAAUGGCGUUGCCGAGAAUGCUUGGCGGCCUAUUGGCAGACAUUUGGAGAAUCUUCUUCCUACUCCCGAACAACAUGUCCGUAGACAGCAACUACCGGCUGGCCACGCAGGCCCUCCGGAGCAGCAGCCUCUUGUUCAGGCAGGUGAAACAAACCCAGCACAGAUGGCAGCGAGGUUGAUGGCUGAACGACGACGUCAAUCUUGGUUUACGGCCCAAGUACGUCGAAUUGAGAGGGCUGGACUUCUAUUUCUCGCAAGCAUUGCCCCAGGAGUGGCGGAAAGACACAUAGCAAACUUGGAAGCAGAGACACGCGCCGAGGAAGCGCGGAGGCGUGAAGAAGAGGAGGCGGCGGCGGCCACAGAAGCAGAAAACAAUGCCAGUUCAGGAGAUACGAGCCAAAUAAUCAAUGAGUCUGGUGUCGAGAACCAGACGCAGGAAGGGACCACGCAUGGAAAUGAAAGACAAGAGGAGCCCCGUGGUGAUGUUGACGCGGAUGGUGUCGGAGAAGACCUGAUUGCUUUGUAG